AUGUGGACUCUCAUAUUAAUGGCAUUCGUAAUGAAUUCAUUCAUCAAUUCAGUGGUUAUUAAAGACUAUUGGACUCGUUUGGGAGUUGUCUUCGACUACUUCGGUGUACUCGUGGGCCAAAGCAUUCAUAACAUGAUAUUUGCCGCAAAUAUUUAUAUAUUUCAGAUGCAUAUCAAUAUAUCGAUAGGCUUUUGGUUGAUCACAACAUUCGUGUUAAGACUCAUGUUUACCAGCGAUAUCGAGGCCUCCAUAUCAGCCAAACGGACCUUAUAUUUGGACUCAAUUGAGCAGUUGGUUGAGCGGCCAGACAUCAUACCGCUCAUCAAAGCCCAGUCCAAUGCCUACUACUUGAUCGCCAAAGAGUACAAAUCGCUGACCAAUAGGUUUGUGUUCAUCAGUCACUCGGAUAUGUUCAGUGCAAAUGUGAUCCGAAAACUGGUGGAGGAGUCGCACGCACUGGUGGCCAGUGAGCAGUCGGUUCGGCAGGUAAUUGGCCAUCACAACCGCUAUCCCUGGCAUUUGUGCCAAAACAGUAUAUACCCGCAAAUUGUCAACUUUCCCAUGAGAUACAGCCUAAAGCCGCAACUCAAACAUAAAUUAAACCGAUUGUAA
Molecule: messenger RNA, 612 nt
Organism: Oppiella nova
Lineage: Eukaryota; Metazoa; Arthropoda; Arachnida; Sarcoptiformes; Oppiidae
Source: the annotation of a GenBank genome assembly